Messenger RNA from Trypanosoma grayi, 423 nucleotides. RefSeq lists its product as hypothetical. The record is from RefSeq and is a predicted model, not a curated record. NCBI's taxonomy places the organism in Eukaryota, Euglenozoa, Kinetoplastea, Trypanosomatida, Trypanosomatidae. The transcript has a single exon. Bases 1 to 423 code for a protein of 140 amino acids.
AUGCGGUUUUCAAACAUCCGCUUAGCACCCACGUUGUCAAAGGCAACCCGCCUUCAACUUGGGAAUAUCAAAACUGAAUAUGGUUACGUAUCGACAGCAGCAGGCUCUCAGGAAAAGUGGGGGUUCAUCUUCAAGGUGCGAAGAUAUCCACUGAUCAGCUGUGGUUAUACUAUAUCACUGGUGUGUAUUGCUAUUGGUGUGGUUGGAACGUACCAACAGUACCGCGAUAUGGUUAUUAUGACAGAACAUAUUUCAUAUGAGGAUAUCAAGGAUCGUUGUCUUACCCCAAUUCCGGGAUGGGCGCGCAUACGAAAUGUACAGAUAGCUAGCCCUCUUGGGCCAAUGACAUACCGUGAUCCUACUCCGCUCGAUUGGCUUCCGUUUGAGCUGAAGCUUGGCUACGUAAAACAGGCUUCAUACUAG